CCGACUCAGCGAUCGUUCUUCAUUCAUUCCACCUUAGCAAAUGGAUCCCGGGCCUGUGGAGUCAGCGCCAGCGACGAGUCAGUCAACACGCAUAACGCAGGCUACCGCAAUGGCACCAACCGCCAGCUCGUCAGCGUCUUCUCCUAAAUCUCAACCAACCCAGCCAACCAAAGAGCAAUUACUGGAAGAGCUCGAAAGCCUCCUUGUACAGCUGGAGCGUGAAACGAAAAUGAAACUUGGUGUGGAAAAUAUGAUGGAAGUGUACAUUAAAGACAAAAAGCGAACCAAGGAUCUCGAAGCUCAGCUUGACAAAUACAACAAGCGAAUAGAGUCUCUUACAAAAGAAAUAGAACAGCUGCGAAAGUCUGCAGGCUCAGCUAUGCCAGAGGUUACCAACAAACUCAAGGAGCAUCGCUUUGUAGCAUCGACUGCUUUUCAGGCUUCUAUUGCAGCCUCCAAUUCCUCAAGCACUCGACCAAAUGUUAGACCGAAACCUACACCUAUUUCUUCCAAAAGUAGGCAAAAGUCAUACCAAGAUAGUAUUGCUUUCGCCGAUGACGACAAUCGAUCCACUUCUGUUCGUCUUAAUGAGAUCAUGCAAGUUAUAAGCAGGAAAGAUGUGGAUUCCAAUGUCAUUUUGGAGCAAUUGGAUACACUGGUUCGAAUAUUACGAAAUACCGGAGACGUGGCAGGCCAUGUUUCAAAAGAUGUAAUCAUCAAUUCUUUGCGCCUAUGCGUGGCAGACCAAAGAGCACCUGUACGAGUAGCAGGGUUUCGAGCACUACGACACGCUAUUUCGUCUGCGGACGAUGUACGCCGAAUGAUGAAUAUGCAGUUGGACAUCUUCAUUGCUAUGUCACUUGCAAAAGAGUCCAGCCAAGAUCAUGAAAGAGAGCAAGCUUUGAAGCUUGUGAGAGCUUUUAUUGAGAACGACGCAUUACCUGAUGUUCCUCAAUCGGUCGUCAGAGCCCUAGUUGCGAUAGCAGAGCAACCUAAUGACAAGUUUCGAAAUAUAUGUCUUGAGACCCUUGCGGAAAUCGCUAUUUUUCAUAUUCCCUUAGUAAUGGAGACUGGGGGCCUUAGAAUAAUGACGCAAGCACUGCUGGAUGGUCAACGCAGCCUAGUGGAUGUACUCGUCCAUGCCUUCACAUAUAUACUGGAUUCUCCAAGCACCCGAUGUCUCCUUCGACCUGGUGUCGAGUUAGAGAUGAUCAUAUCUCCAUUUUUAGACACAAACCGUGGACCCAAUUAUGAAGAGAGACUUCAGAAUUCUUGCAAGGUCAUUACACUGUUGAUGAAGAGCUGGAGCGGUGUAUUCUACAUGUGUGCAAACGACCUGAGGGCAGCUCGUAGUGUAGUACAAGCACUUCGACUCCCUUCUGAAGACUCAAAGAAAGUACUGCUGGACAUGUUUUUCGACAUCUUCUAUCUACGGUUACCAAAGGAUUAUAGCAGUUUCUUAAGCGGGAGACAGCAUGUUGCACAUAUUGCUGCCUCUUCUGCGCAAGUGGAUGAUGGGGUUGAGGGACUAAACACCACCUCUGCGUCCAAUGCAUACAGCCGAACAUCAGGAAGUGGACCAGCCAUUUUGAAUGGCGGGUUUCUUGCAAAUGCCAUUUCAGGCGAUUUAGCGAACGUUCGAGCCGACAAUACGCACAAGAAUGAGCGACUCAACAUGAUGGAUCAUCAUUUGACCAUGAUACUAAUCAUCUUUGUCGAUGCUGGCAUCCUGAUGGCGUUGGUGGAUAUGGUCAAGUCUGAUGACAUAUAUAUCUCACGCAAAGCGACCUUACUCAUUGGAGAAAUCCUUCAGCUGUCCACCAAAUUGCUACCCAUCUCCAUGGCUACGCAAGUUCAAUCUCUACCUAAGUUAUUUGCGCUUGCCUCUUCGUUCGAUGAUGAACAAGUCCGCCAUAAUGCCACCACUGCUUUAGCGCACAUCGAUAGACUCAGUCGCAUACGCACACGGUACCUUUCUCAAGCGUCAGUGGACAACAAACAAGAACGAGAGGCUACUGCAAAGAGGAAUCAAGAAAAGGUUCAUGAAGUCAAAAAACGAAUGGGUAUCAAUAUUGACGAUAUUCAUUUUCGACAGCUGAUUAUGGAUACGCAGAUCCUCAAUACGAAAGAUUAUACCAAAUGGAAUUGGGAGAAUAUUUUAGAGCUAUUACAGGGCCCAUUGUUGCAUCCAAAACGACUUGACGAAGCUAUGCGUGGUAGCAAAUUUAUAAAACGAUUACUAGCUUUCUACCGACCAUUCUCUCACCGAUUUUCCGAUAUCAAUGCAAGCAAAGCCAACUUUACGCGAUACGUCAAUACCGGUUGCGUCCUUUUUUCAACCUUGUUGAGCAAUCCAGAUGGCAUUCGCUAUCUAGGUGAAAACAAAGUACUCAUCCAAUUGUCUGAGGCCCUGAGAGAGCUGGAUCCCUUGAACCAUGACCCAGAAACCGAACCUAUCUUUUCCAGCGAGCGAAUGGAAAGCACCCUCAGCUGCGGCUACUUCACUUUGUUGGGAACUCUCAGUAAAUACAAAGAGGGCUUUCGAAUUAUGGAAAAGUUUAAGAUCUUCAACCUGUUUUAUCAGAUCAGUGAACUGAAAGCAAGAGACGACCUGAAGAUCGCCAUCAUCACCAAUAUGGAUUACUCUCUGGAUGGGCAUCCUAGAGUUCUUUUGUCCAAGAUCAUGACUUCAGGGUAUAACCCAAUCCGGCUGUUCAGUACGAAACAACUUGGAGCUGUAUUGCACAGUUCAGAACGUGAAUACAACGGAUGGAUCAUUCGAUUGCUAGUCACUCAACUCUAUGACCCUAACCUGGAAGUUUGCCAAAUGGCAGUUUCUCUUCUGGACGAGGCUUGCGAGAUACCUGCUAAUCUAGAGUUUUUGGUGAAAUGUCGACCGAGCUUGGACCAUUUGGGCGAACUAGGCAAUCCAUUAUUACUCAGAUUCCUAUCUAGCUCAACCGGGUUUGCCUAUUUGAACGAGUUAGGCUAUGUGCAAAAGGAAAUGGAUGACUGGUUUGAGAACCGGAAUCAACAUUAUGUUACUCAGCUCGAGAUAUCGCUACAUAGAGCUUUAAUCAAUACUCCAAAUAAGGGCACGGCCAAUCCGUUUGAAGAGCGUAUUCACAGUGAACAUAAUCAUGAAGCAAUGCAACCAGGAGAUGGAUGGACUCCCCCACACUUUUAUGGCGAAUUGACAAGGACGGAAGAAGGAUGCAUGCUUUUGAAAGAAAAAGGCCACUUCCAGCUAUUUGCAAGCUUCAUCCGGAAUUAUUCGCUCGAUGAUCGGGAUUUCGAGACCAUUCUUCGGCUAAAAGCCACUUUAUGGGCUGUUGGCAACAUUGGCUCUACUCGUAAUGGCCUACCUUUCCUCGAAGAAGAAGAUAUCAUUAAGGAUGUGAUUAAUAUGGCUGAGGGAAGCGAUAUUCUGUCUUUGAAAGGAACUUGCUAUUAUGUGUUAGGAUUAAUUGCGAAAACAGACCAAGGCGUUGAGAUCCUUGGCGAAUUAGGCUGGGAAGGUGUCGUGUCACCUAACGGAGUCGUGGAAGGGCUAUGUGUUCCUGUCAAUCUUCGAGAGUUUCUUUCGAUCAAGCGAUGGGAAUAUCAAGGUGCAUUACCACCACCACCAAAAUUAGCAGCAACACUCAAAAACGAUGAAACGGCCAGAGUCAUCCUUAAGAAUGUUGGAGAUAUGAGCAAUCACAUCAUUGCAAACGAGGCAUCCAAAAAUUUGGCAAGACUACGGAUGCGAUACCCAGAAUACUUUAGUCGUGCCGAUAUAUUUUAUUCUGUCAUGCAAAUGUUAGGAUGCUAUCAUUUCCGAUUUGCAGUCAGAAGCUAUAUAUUGGAUGCUUUCGACCUCAGGUUCACUACUGAUAACAUUAAGGACUUGGAUGACGUUCAAGCUAGCAGCAGUGUUGUGGCACCAGACGAAGAGAUUGAUACUAGCGCAGCGGAAACCGAUGAAGCUGAACAAGGCAAGAACGAAGAAGACGGCGAGCCUGAUAUACCCACACCGAAGCUUCAUCCCAGCGUCAUUAUCGUUGGAGGUUUUCAGGACAACUAAAGCCAAAAUAUUAUAUAGAGAGGGCAAAUAAAACUUUCCACUCAUUGUAACAUAACUAGGUUUACAUAAAGGCAAU
Messenger RNA from Umbelopsis ramanniana AG, 4142 nucleotides. RefSeq lists its product as uncharacterized. Gene Ontology annotation, cellular component: TORC2 complex. The record is from RefSeq and is a predicted model, not a curated record. Gene Ontology annotation, biological process: TORC2 signaling. The transcript is spliced from 14 exons. The coding region runs from base 41 to 4066 and encodes 1341 amino acids. NCBI's taxonomy places the organism in Eukaryota, Fungi, Mucoromycota, Umbelopsidomycetes, Umbelopsidales, Umbelopsidaceae.